Molecule: messenger RNA, 345 nt
Organism: Ostreobium quekettii
Lineage: Eukaryota; Viridiplantae; Chlorophyta; Ulvophyceae; Bryopsidales; Ostreobiaceae
Source: the annotation of a GenBank genome assembly
AUGGAUGGCGCCCCGGCACCUUCAGAGAGGCCCACGGCAGUUGCCACCAUGGCGGGCGGGAAAAGAGCAAUCUGUGGCAGAUUUCCGUACGUGGUGUCCCUGCGCGAUAGGACGGAUGUGCACCUCUGCGAAGGCAUCCUGGUGGACGAGAAAUUUGUGUUGACCGCUGCGCACUGUGUGGACCCCAAUGACCCCAUGUCGCUGGGCCCCACGCCCAUCAUAGUCAUCGGGGCGUGUGAACUGAGGGACAAGAACAACGAAAAUGGGAAAGUGGAGGUAGUUAACAUAGGACAUAUGAGUUUCUUUGGUCUUUUGCAGAAACAUACAGUAUAUUUUUGUAUCUAA